Podarcis raffonei (Aeolian wall lizard) is the source of this 5175-nucleotide messenger RNA. RefSeq names its product inflammation and lipid regulator with UBA-like and NBR1-like domains (gene ILRUN). The transcript has 5 exons. The record is from RefSeq and is a predicted model, not a curated record. Gene Ontology annotation, biological process: macroautophagy. Gene Ontology annotation, cellular component: phagophore assembly site. Bases 122 to 997 code for a protein of 291 amino acids. Lineage: Eukaryota; Metazoa; Chordata; Lepidosauria; Squamata; Lacertidae. Gene Ontology annotation, molecular function: ubiquitin binding.
UUCUCGCUCGCUCCCCCCUCCCCCCCAUGCAGCUCUGAGGAGGCGGUAGUGGCGGCUCACGGGCAGCCCGGGGCCUAGUGGAAGGGGCCGGGCUGGCGCGGGCAGAGGGGCUCCCGUCGCCAUGGAGGGGAUGGAAGUGGACCUGGACGCCGAGUUGAUGCAGAAGUUCAGCUGCCUGGGAACCACCGACAAGGACGUGCUCAUUGGCGAGUUCCAGCGGCUUCUCGGCUUCCAGCUCAGCCCCGCCGGCUGCGCCUUCUUCCUGGACAUGACGAACUGGAACUUACAAGCAGCCAUUGGAGCCUACUAUGAUUUUGAGAGUCCAAACAUCAAUGUGCCCUCCAUGUCAUUUGUUGAAGAUGUGACCAUAGGAGAAGGAGAAUCCAUCCCUCCUGACACUCAGUUUACAAAAACAUGGAGGAUACAAAACACAGGGACAGAAGCAUGGCCUCCAGGUGUUUGUCUUAAAUAUGUCGGCGGAGACCAGUUUGGCCAUGUGAACAUGGUGAUGGUCCGAUCAUUGGAGCCCCAGGAGAUUGCAGAUGUCAGCGUACAGAUGUGCAGCCCUAGUACUGCAGGAAUGUAUCAAGGACAGUGGCGAAUGUGCACUGCCACAGGACUUUAUUAUGGAGACAUCAUCUGGGUGAUCCUCAGUGUGGAAGUUGGAGGACUUUUAGGAGUAACGCAGCAACUGUCAUCAUUUGAAACUGAGUUCAACACACAACCACAUCGCAAGGUAGAAGGAAACUUUAACCCGUUCGCCUCUCCGCAGAAGAACAGGCAACCAGAUGAAAACAACCUAAAAGACCCUGGGGGUUCUGAGCUAGACACAAUCAGCAAAAACACGUGGGGGCCUGCUCCUGACCAAAUUGAACAAGAUCAGACUGAACUGUCACAAAACUCUGUAAAUCUCUCCCCCAGCAGUCACUCGAACAACUUAUCAGUAGUGACAUACAGUAAGGGUUUUCACGGUCCUUAUCCCUUUGGACAGUCUUAAAAACAAAAACGGGUAUCGUCGAGAAGAGAAUUUGACAAAGAAUGGACUUGGGAGGGAGGGGGAGUUCUUAUGGCUUAUAGAAGAUACAACAUGAACCCCCUUCUUGGUCUCCAUAUCCUGAGAUAAGAAGAAAACAAACAAUAACUUAAGACUAGUUGUUUCCAGAAAAAAAACAAAACUAAAGUAUGCAUGUGUGAAUGCUGAAUUUCAGGAGUGCUGUUCAGUGCUAUGAGAGAGAAAAAUACACCAAUGUUUUGUUUAGAAGUCAUUGUCACAGUUAAUUAGGUAGCCUAAAAGAAAUUUUUUAAAAAGAUUAAAAUGGAAAAGCCAUCUCUUUUUAAAAGAAAUUAUUUUGCCUACAGAGAGGUUGUAGUCUGAGCAAAUGUUAAUUUUUCGUUCCUUGUUCAUAACUUUUAAAAAAAGGGACAGCGUGCAUUUUUAUGGAGAUGUGCUUGCUAUGAAAUGGAAGCUUGCUUAGCAUUUUCUUGGUUAGUGCAGCUAUUUGUUUGUCAGAUGGUAUUAAUUUCUAGCUUGAUCAAUAUCCAGAUCCAUAAAUUUUAAUGAUGUCUUUCCCCCCCUUUCUUUCUUUUGGUUAUUUGCCUUUAUUCUGCUUUUGGUAUCAUUCUUCUGGGCAUGGUGUGCAUUAGUCAUCUGCUAGUUCUUUUCUGUUUGGUUGCGCAGACCUAGUUUUGCCAUUUGUUGUGCAGGGCAAGAAUGUCAAGAGGGUAAAAACACCGAGCUGAUGCAAGAGGGGUGUCUUGUGCUUUGAUUGUGGCACAUUCUCUUAUUUAAAUUCCAAAGUUUGCCCUGAACAGUUAGCAUAUUGAAAUAUUCCCAUGUUCAUUAAGCUGUCUUUGAGACAGCUAUGCAUGUAUAUGUCACUUUUGUGCCAAGAAGAAAAAUUAUUUUUCGGAGUGGUAGAGCACCAAUUAUUAAAUUUCCAUGACACUUCUAAGAUGUAAAUUUCACAUCUUCUGUUUUAUAUUGGAAUGACCACUUUGAGUCUUCAGUGAUAAAAAAAUAACUAGCUUGUUGGCAGAGACUAAAUUGCUUUGAACAUAUGGGAGAAAGAAGAACCAUCAGCAGCCAUUCACAGCAAUUCCUUCUGCUUAUCAGCUUGUUUGAUCUCUGAACACUUGGAUUUAUAGACUGGUGUGUGUGUGUGUGUGUGUGUGUGUAUCAAGGGUGUGGAACUGUUUAAGAUCUAACUGCGUAUAGCCCAUGAAGAAUGAUAGCCAUAUAAUUGAGGCCAAUCUGUCCAAUUCCAUAGAGAAUUAGCAGAACAUGGUCUCUUGAAACUCUUGGGUUUUGCAUCGGUUUAAGGAGGAGGGGGGGUUCUGUCUAAUUCAAAAACUUGAACUAGGCCACAGCAGCCAUCUGCCAAAGAUAGAAUAAUAUGCAAUGCCUCCUUCCUUUCAUCUCACUUAGAAGAUCAAACUCCCUGGUCUGAGAUAGUGGAAGUAUGAGUAUGUACUGAUGGGGAUAAUGCAAGGCCUGAAGUAACAUGCUUUGAGCUACCUUGUUGGUUUGAUUUGCAUACAAGGCCUUUGUAUUCUUCUGUAUAGCUGACCAGAACCCUGUUUCCCAUCAGAACAUAUAUAUAUAGAGCACCCAAAGUCUAUUAAAUGGAUCUGGCUAGGAUCCUAGUAGGCAGAUGUGUAGGUAUUCAGUCUUCUAGGCCAGCUCAGCAUCUAAUUUGAUGUUUUCACUUUUGAAGAACUUGUAUAAUUUUUUUGCAUCCCAACUAAUUUGAAGAGUAUAGUUUAUCUAUGACCAUAGCCAUGAACACUGGGAGAAAUGAUUGCAAGGGAUUCAUCUGAGAGGACAAAUUAUGGGAGUGUAGAAACUAUGGAAUGCCUUCCUUUAACUUCCCCCCAGCUUGGCUCCCCAAAUUCUUUUCUUAAUCAUCAUAAGCAGCAUAUUAUUCAGAUGCAAAGUAAGGUGUAGAAACUGAUUAUGUAUAGCAUUAGUCAUGAUAAUUGCUUUUAUUUAUUUUUCCUGCUCUGGGCAAGCAACUUUUUUGAUACGCAAAGAAAAGACUGAGUACACUGUAUGGUUUUUGAGAUGAGUGUGUGUGUGAGAGAGAGUAACCUCUGGUGGCAACAUUGGAAGUCAGUGGCAACAACUGGCAGCUACUACAGUAAGCUAAGUUAAAACAGAUUCAGUUUUCUCUUUAGACCAAGUUAGGUAUUCAGAAACCUCACCAUCCAAACUGUCAAACAUUGUGGAGACUUUAGUUUUUUCAUAGUGCAGAGCAAAAACUGAUAUUUACUGCCAACUACUGUUCUUUUACAGCAAGUAGGGAUGACCAUUUCCUGCAAGUCAUCUCAAAUACUAUCUCCUCUUUUGAGUGCUGGUGACUUUUAUGAAUGAAACAGUCGUUCCACUGAAGAAAGCAGAAAUCACAGCCAGGGCCCAGCUUGGUUGCAGUAAAAGUAGUCCUCUUUAUUGUCGCUAGUUUCUGAGAUCUUUCUGGGGAUAAACAUUCCUCUCUCGGGGGAUGAUCUCUGUAUAAAUAGUUACAAAGGGCUCAUACCUGUUUGCAGGUAUUUUGAUUUGAGUGAUAAUCCCUUCAGUGAUGACAAUGGGAGGAUGUUUAAAAUGCUCACUGUUUUGUGUCUCGUUUCUUUUCUCAAAUAUUCUUCUCUUUAUACAAUACCUCCUUUAUUACUCAUGGAGCUUCUUGGAACUCUGAUUUUAAAUUCAUUAGUUUUUAAGGCGUUUUUGAUGAUUUUGGAGCCAUUGAAAUGGCUGAAGCCAAAAUCAUGUUUGCUUGGGAGCAGCACUUUCAGACAGCUAAGGAGGGCAAGACAUUUUUGUGCCUAAGCAUAAAGGUUUGAUUUUCACAAAUGCAUAAUACUAGCUUCAUAAUUAUCAGGGGAAGCUGCCACCUUUCCUCCCCUCCUCAACAGAUGGCCUGUGGCUUCAACAGUAUGGGAAGCAGAAACACAGUAGAUGUAGCUUUACAUAGCAUGGAGGUGUAGUAAUGGGGGGUGGCUGUACCUGCAGAAUAGCUGAAUGUCAUAAAGGCACAACCCCUUUGUGAGAAAAAGGUGGCAAUGCUAACCAGUGCCUAGGUUUAACACACAACACUUCUGUACAGAUAUAAUCACAUGUAGGGGAAACAGUGUAGACUGCUGAGUUUGGAAGUGGCAUGGGUAUUUAGAUUGCUUUGUUGCAAUUACAGGAAUCAGAGAGCCACUCAUAGCUUUAAAAUGCACAUAUUGGCAAACACUCUUACCCACUUCAAAUAUUAUCGUGUAUAUGCCUCUCGUUCCCUCUUGCAUGAUCUGUAAAAAUACGUUGUGAAUAAAAUAACCCUUUUUACCAAAGUGAUACUGCUUGGACAUGGAGGAAGCUAAGCAUUGCUUGACCCCUAUCCCUGUUCCUGAAAUGUGACUGAUUCUUGCUCCCCCAAAUUUAGCUUGCUUCAUGUAACAAGUGUGGUUGGCUCUGGCCAUUUCCCUAGUGGUUCUCAUUCUGGAAGAAAUGAUGGAUUCCCGAGGAGGAAGAAGUAAUUUUAAUUUAACAAAGGGAAGUUUGGAUUUCUCAUUUGUUUGCAGCGUUCUUUUUUAUUUUUAUUUUAAUGCAGAUUAAACUGUAACCCAAGCUGUUGGGUUUGAAAAUGUGCUGGCAACCUCUGCAUCUGAAAAUGUGACUGUGCCUGGGAGGCAAGAGCACCCAGUCUUCUCACUAGGAAAUUGAGCUGGCUAUGAGCCUUAGUGGGUGCAAGUAAGCUCUGUCUCUGUUUGGGGAUGGGUGCUAAGCCUGCCCUGUCAGGUUGGGCCUAUGUUGUUGCUCCUACUUGGGGCAGGUGAAAGGUGUAUCCUAAGGCCUCAGGGAUUUGGGAAUGUGUAUUCAUCCCACCCCCCAGCUGCAGAUGAGUGCGUCUUGAAUCUCUAUAGGUACAAGUGUAGCCAGAGAAGCCUGGGGCUAAGAAAUGCACGCUGUCCCAUGUCUGGGUUUCCAUUGUUUUUUCUCUUGUGUGAGUGAGUGGUUGAUUCUGCAGCCUGUCUUUAUUCUCUCUGGGGGGAGUGCAUGUGUAGAGCAGGAUGUGUGUUGCUUCACUGAGUCUGGGAAGAAUCCUGUAAUAGCACAUUGUGGGGGAAAACAAAGAUGCUUUUUCCUUAAUGUAUAAAUGAAUAUUUGUAUGAUUAAAUUAACACAAAACAAUCUUA